ACAAAUUCGCCCGCCUCUCUCGUCUCCCGCCGUCUCUCGUCUCUCUCUCGCUUGCUCGCUGAUCUUCUUUUGCGUUGAUUGCAGAGAAUAAUAAAAAAUGAGUCGAGGGAGUGCACCAGGCCCCAAGGGGAAGAAGAAGGGAGUGGCAUUUACCAUUGACUGUGCGAAGCCAGUGGAAGACAAGAUUAUGGACAUUGCAUCUCUGGAGAAGUUCCUCCAGGACAGAAUCAAGGUCGGAGGCAAGGCUGGUGCUCUUGGUGACAUUGUAGCCGUCACCCGCGAGAAGAACAAGAUCACUGUUACUUCUGAUAGUAACUUCUCUAAGAGGUAUCUGAAGUACCUGACCAAAAAGUACCUGAAGAAACACAAUGUGCGUGAUUGGCUCCGUGUGAUAGCUUCCAACAAAGAUAGAAAUGUCUAUGAACUUAGGUACUUCAACAUUGCUGAGAACGAAGGAGAGGAAGAAGACUGAUAAGUUUAAAUCAGCUUAGUUGUUAAGAACCUCAUUUUACCUUUUUUGUUUUCUGUUGCCUUUGUGAUGCUGCUUCUUGUUUAAACUCAUGCGGUUUUAACAAUUUUGUUGCUUAAAUUAGAGAUCUUGAUUAUUCUAACUGUUGGAUUGGUAAUAUAGAAAGUCUUUAUUUGUGGGUGAAUCGAGAUUUGUUUGAUUUGGUUC
Molecule: messenger RNA, 676 nt
Organism: Corylus avellana
Lineage: Eukaryota; Viridiplantae; Streptophyta; Magnoliopsida; Fagales; Betulaceae
Source: RefSeq, a predicted model, not a curated record